AUGCGACCUAUGCAACAAAGCAAAAACCUCACGGCACAAACCCUACCGCUAUCCAAGGAACCCUUAACUGGGGCUAUAUACGACAGCAUCCUUAUAACCACGGAACGACUCACAAAGUACGCCUACUUCCUACCGUACAAAGAAAGUAGCAACACAGACGACCUAGCCUACACGUUUCUACGAACCAUCGUCAGCCAGCACGGACUACCCGACGAAAUCAUCUCCGACAAAGACAAGCUCUUUACGUCGAAAUUCUGGAAAUCACUUAUGGCACGGCUUAGAACCAACCAUAAACUCUCAACAGCAUACCACCCGCAAACGGACGGACAAACCGAGCGAAUAAACCAGACACUGGAACAAUACCUACGCUGUUACAUCAACUACGAACAAGAUAAUUGGGUCGAACUGUUACCAAUCGCCCAAUUUGCCUACAACAACUCCGAAACAGAGUCAAUCGGAACAACACCGUUUUACGCGAACUACGGAUUCAACCCAGACAUGACGAAGGAACCACUCCCAGGAGUAUUGGCGGAAAAGGCUAUCACGCACGCCGACAAACUGCAAGACUUGCAAAGAAACUUACAACAAGAACUACUUUUCCUUCAACAGCGGAUAAAGGAAUGGAACAACAAGAAGAGAGUUAAAGGACCAACUCUUAAAGAGGGAGACCCUGUCUACCUACUCCGUAAAAACAUCAAAACAAAACGACCAAACGACAAACUCGAUUUCAAAAAGAUUGGACCAUUCAAAAUCGACAAAGUUGUUUCACCUGUCAACUACCGACUAUCACUACCUCGAAAAAUGAGGAUACACCCAACAUUUCAUAUCUCAUUACUGGAACCAGCACCACCCGAUGCAAAAAUCGAAACACGGCUCGAAACCGAACCGGACCAAGAAUACGAAGUCGAAGAAAUCCUGGACCUACAGAAAAUCAAUGGUCAAUGGAAAUACCUUGUCAAGUGGAAGGACUACCCACCGUCGGAGAACACUUAG
Molecule: messenger RNA, 993 nt
Organism: Neoarthrinium moseri
Lineage: Eukaryota; Fungi; Ascomycota; Sordariomycetes; Amphisphaeriales; Apiosporaceae
Exons: 2
Coding region: 1-993 (330 amino acids)
Biological process (GO): DNA integration
Molecular function (GO): nucleic acid binding
Source: RefSeq, a predicted model, not a curated record